Spodoptera litura is the source of this 817-nucleotide messenger RNA. Its product is annotated as zinc finger matrin-type protein 5. The record is from RefSeq and is a predicted model, not a curated record. Gene Ontology annotation, molecular function: zinc ion binding. NCBI's taxonomy places the organism in Eukaryota, Metazoa, Arthropoda, Insecta, Lepidoptera, Noctuidae. Gene Ontology annotation, cellular component: U12-type spliceosomal complex.
CAGUGACAGUUUUUGUAAAAUAUUGUGAGGUGAUUUUGUUUGUUUUGAAUUUGCUGAAUUUUAUUGAAUUAUGUUGCUGUGAACCAACUAAGAUAUAUAAUAAUUCUACCGUCAGAAAUAAAGAAGAAGGUUUUGACACUUUCAAUAGUUAAAACUUAAAGAUGGGAAAGAGAUAUGUUUGUGACUAUUGCAACAAGGUAAUGGUAGCAGCUCCGGCUAUUGUGAAGACACAUAACAAAGGAUUAGUCCACCAAAGGCUAGUUCAGGAACACUACCAUCAGUUUAAAGAUAUAGAGACAAUACUAGUUGAAGAAAGUAAAAAGAAGCCAUGUGUAAGAUUUGCAAGUGGAGAAUGUAAAUUUGGCAGUAUAUGUCAUUUUUCACAUUAUACUGUGGAGCAAAUACGAGCUAUGGGAGAAUAUGUGGCAUCAAAAAAUCGACCAAAGGAUGUCAUAUUCCCUUCGUUUGAAGAAUUAGUUCUAAAAUUAAUGGAUGAAAAGUCAAACAAGCUCCAAGAUUCAACCGAUGGCACCACAAUGAUGUAUGAUAAAAAUGGAAUCACACACACUUUCCCAUGGACUUACAACAGUAUUCUGGAUAACUACCCGGACCAAUUGCCACCAAGCAUAAAGAGACUAAAAAUAGAAGAUUUUACCGAUGCUAAAAUUGAAACUUGGGGUUGAUUUAUUAAUAGUAAUUAGAUAGGCCCAGAUGGAAAUGAAAGUGGACUGUAUUUCAAAGGUAUACAACAUGUAACGUAAUUAAUGCACACCCUUAAACACCCCAAUUAGAAUAUAAUGUUAUGAUCAUAAUACAU